AUGCAGAAGAACAUCUCUUUUUGUAUCCUUAUGUUGGCACUAUCAACGACGGCAUCAACCACGACAUCAACCACGGCAACGAGCUGUGCACCGGGGGGUUACAUGACCGCCCUAGCCAACUUCGACCUUCAACUUCCCAUCGCAUCAUCUAGUGGAGAUACGGCUGAACAGAUUGCUGCCACAAAGGUAGCAGGCUGCAGCGGCUACCAAAAUGCAGACUGGUUCUACUGGAAUACGGCCAGUUCUUACCUCGUUAUGAACGCGCCUCCAACCAGCACACCAUGUGCGAAAACCUCAGGCAGCAAGCACUGCCGCACUGAGCUUCGAGAGGCUGUGCCUUCUAGCUGGAGCCCUUCGGGCACCAACACGAUGAAUGUCAAGCUCAAGGUGGCGCAGGCCGAUGAUGGAGACUAUGGCACCGUUAUUGGCCAGGUCUUCUCAGCGAGCUUUUCCAAGCCUAUCAUCGAGCUUUACUAUAAUCCGAUCGGCGUUAUCACUGUUGGCCUGGAGACAACGGCAUCGGGAGGAAGCGAAAACUUCACCCAGGUUGGCACAAUUCCGGAGAAUACGGUCUUUACCUAUGAGCUGAACUACUCGGACGACGAGCUCACAGUCUCGAUCAAUGGUGGAGAGGCUACUAAUUUUGCCGUUACGCAAUUGGGUACUCCGGAUGCCUACUUCAAAGUUGGUGACUAUAAUCAGGGAACUGACGUUGCUAGUGAAGUUGAUAUAUAUAGCAUCGAUGUUGUGCACUCUUGA
Messenger RNA from Penicillium angulare, 759 nucleotides. RefSeq names its product polysaccharide lyase family 7 protein. The transcript has a single exon. The coding region runs from base 1 to 759 and encodes 252 amino acids. The record is from RefSeq and is a predicted model, not a curated record. Lineage: Eukaryota; Fungi; Ascomycota; Eurotiomycetes; Eurotiales; Aspergillaceae.